This is a messenger RNA of Cajanus cajan (pigeon pea), 1477 nucleotides long. NCBI's taxonomy places the organism in Eukaryota, Viridiplantae, Streptophyta, Magnoliopsida, Fabales, Fabaceae. The record is from RefSeq and is a predicted model, not a curated record.
UUAAAAUAUUAUCAGUUUUAGAAAAUGAGUUAUUAUGGUGAAGAAAAUGAUAGAGUGAGUGGUCUUUAUGAGGUUUCAGUGAGAGGUAGUGUGUGCGAGUUAGAGUCUCUAAUAGUGCGAGACCCUCUUAUCUUACACAAGCUUUCGUUGAGAAGCUUCACCGAAACUCCCUUACACGUCUCAGCUUUACUUGGUCACUUUGACUUCACCAAGUGUCUUCUCUCUCACAAACCUCAACUGGCCCUUGAGUUAGACCACUCCAAACGCACCCCUCUUCAUCUGGCUUCAGCUGAGGGCCAUGCAGAGAUUGUGCACGUGCUGUUGCAAGCGUGUGAACACGCGUGCUUGAUGAGUGACCAAGAUGGGAGAAUCCCUCUCCACUAUGCAGCAAUGAGAGGACGAAGAGAGGUGGCAAGAGAGUUGAUUCGAGCCAAGCCUGAGUCAGUGAUGGUGCUUGAUGGCUCGGGAAAAACUAUGUUGCACCUUUGUGUUGAACAUAAUCACUUGGACACCCUCAAAACAUUAGUGCAAGAGGGCCAUGUCGGCCACAAUUUUCUAAACUUUGGAGACUUCAAUCGUGGGAAUACCCUCCUCCAUUUGGCUGUUAUGUUCAAGCAAAUUCAGACCGUAAGGUACUUACUUUCGAUACCCAAAAUAAGAGAAGAAGGGAAUAUUAAGAACAAUAUGGGUUAUACUGCUUUGGACAUGCUAGAGCACGGUACAAGAGACUUUAAAAGUCUUCAAAUGCAACUCAUGUUGAUGGACGCUGGCAUCAUCAAGAACAAUGAACAUAAUAACCAAGUAGACCACACACUAUCAACAACCAUAACUGUUGUUCCACCAAUGACAAUAGCUGAUCCAAAUGCAAAGUGUUGGAGCAAGUUUUUGAAGGGUAUGAAUAAGUUCUUACAACAUAAGAGUGGUAGGUUGGAAGAAAUGAGAGGCAUGCUGAGUUUGGUAGCUACAAUGAUCUCAAGCAUGACCUUUAAUGUUGUGAUGAACCCACCAGGUGGUCAUAUGAGCCCAGCAACAUUUUAUAUGACACGAGAAAUAACUACGAGUUUCAUAACGUACAACACUAUUGCUUUCAUUGCAUCGCUUAGUGUUACUCUCUUACUUGUGAGUGGUGUCCCCUUAAAGAACGAAGUCACCAUGGGGAUAUUAUCAAUAGGCACAGGUGUCACUCUCACAUUUCUUAUGCUUACUUACAUAUAUGCCCUGUUUUUGUGUCCAUAUACCUUUCCUUAUACGGGAAGUUUAUCUAUGUUUUUUUCUUGGCUUGGACUUGUUGGAGUAAUCGUUGUAUUCACCAUAACCCGCUUAGUUUCUUGGUUAGUGAAGAAGAUUUUAUAACACGGAGUAGAGGUUCAAUACUGGAUUUGGGAAUCACUCAUCGGUUGAAUUUCGCCAUUAUGUAAUACUUCUUGAGACAUUCCUAGUCUAUCUAAUGUAAAAUAAACACUUAUGAUUAGUGUGA